Molecule: messenger RNA, 2507 nt
Organism: Rhopalosiphum maidis (corn leaf aphid)
Lineage: Eukaryota; Metazoa; Arthropoda; Insecta; Hemiptera; Aphididae
Product: piggyBac transposable element-derived protein 4-like
Exons: 1
Coding region: 491-2458 (655 amino acids)
Source: RefSeq, a predicted model, not a curated record
CGAAUCACGCGUCUCGCGCGUUGUGUCUACUAUCGAAUUUUAAAAAUCGAUAUAAAAUCAUAUACUCACACCAUUGUUUUCAUACGACAAUCAAUCGAUAAGUAAUAUCGUAAAGAUUUUUUAUAUAAAAAGAAUAAAUUAUUUGCUCCACGUGGAGCGUCUCUGGAAUUUGAUUCGAAUCGCCUAUUGGCUGUUAAUAAUAGUUGUUUUCAAUUAAUAAUUUUAUCAAAAUAAUAUUUUUCAUUUUCUUGGGCUGUCGUGUGUCGGCUUGACGGAGUUUGUUGACGGAGUUUGUUCCUAAAUGGUAAUACUAUUUUAUUUAUAUAAUUUUAUGUGUAUAGACACGCAUAUUACGUAUUAUACGUCAUAAUAUUGUCUUGUUAUCGAAUUAUUUCUAAAAUAAAAUAGACGCUGUAUACAUUUGAUUUUUAUUCAGAGCGUGAUUAGUAAAUAAUUUACGUUUAAUAUUUUAUUAUUUUUACACUGAAAAAUGUCUAAAAAAAUUAACGACCAAGACAUAAGUCGUAUGUUAGAUGAAUUUAUGGAUGAUAGUGGAUCUGAUAGAGAAGAUGAUAAUGUUGAUAAUAAUAGUUCUGACGAGGACACGUGUGAAGCUGUUUAUACGAAUUUGUUACCGGUUGCAUUUGAAAAUGAAUGUGCAAAUCUUUUUGAAAAUCUUGUUGAAAUGGUUGACAAUAUUGAUAAUGAUUUAACUGUUCCAAUUACUGAUAAUAGAAGGCAAAAUAUGAAUGAAGUACCAAUAGAAAAUAUUGAGAGUAAUUAUGACAAUAUAGCUGAGGAAUGGGGUUUUGAUGACACCAUAGACGAAAUUCAACAUGAAAAUUUUAUACAAAAUCAUGAUAAUAAUGAACCUUUUUUAACAAAUAGAGAUAUAGAAAGACGUUCAAUUGAAAGUACAGAACCUGUUAUAUGUGAAUGGGAAAGAGUAAAUCCUGAACCUCAACCUCACGUAUUUACGUCAAUGUCAGGUGUCUCAGAUGAAGUACUUGGUAAAUCAACUGAAAUAGAGUUUUUUAGUAUUUUUUUCCCAGAUAAUUUAAUUAAAUUAAUAAAAAAAGAAACUAAUAGGUAUGCAUACUCGAUUAUUCGAUCUCUUCGACGAAAAAAUAUGCUGAAACAAAAUUCUAUUUGGCAUAAAUGGAAACCAGUUAAUAUUUCUGAAAUAUAUAGUUUUUUUUCAAUCAUUCUUCAUAUGUCUAUAAUACCAAAACCACAUAUCAAAGACUUUUGGUCGAAGAAUGCAUUUAUUCAUAGCACAUUUGCGUCAAAGCUAAUGACUAGAGAUCGUUUCUCAUCGAUUUUUUCAAUGUUGCAUUUGAAUAAUAAUGCAAAUUAUAUUUCAAGAGGUAAAGAAAAUCAUGACAGUUUAUUUAAAAUCCGUCCUUAUAUUGAUUUAAUCAAUAAAAAAACAGUUGAGUCAUAUCAACCUGGUCAAAAUUUGACUAUUGACGAAGGUAUGUGUCCAUUUAGAGGUCGUAUACAUUUCAGAGUUUAUAUGAAAAAUAAACCACAUAAAUACGGUAUGAAAUUAUAUAUUCUAUCAGAUCCUCUUACAGGAUAUACUUUAAAAUUUGAAAUUUAUUCUGGUAAAAAUCAAAAAGAUAAUUCGAUAAUUGCUUUGUUUGAUAGACUUUUAGAAGAGUAUUAUUAUAAAGGUCACACUGUGUACAUGGAUAGAUUUUAUACAAGCCCAGCACUUCUAAAUGCUCUUUGGAAAAAAAAUACAAAUGGUGUAGGUACGGUUAUGUCUAACCGUAAAGGACUACCUAAAGAAGUAGUAAAGGAAAAAUUACAAAAAGGUGAAAUGACAUAUUCGAAACAAGGUCCUUUGGUAUGUAUCAAAUGGAGAGAUACAAGAGACGUGUUGAUGUUAUCAACAGCUCAUUCAGCAGAUAUGAAACAAGUCUCAGUUAGAUCUAAAACUGGUGAACUUCUUAAGUUUAAACCUAAUUCUAUUAUUGACUACAAUAUAAACAAAACAGGUGUUGAUCACGGAGAUCAAAUGGUUUCAUAUUAUCCAUUUCAGAGAAAAAGUUUAAAAUGGUGGAAAAAAAUGUUCUUUCAUUUAUUUAUGGUAACAGUUGUAAAUAGUUACAUAUUGAAGAACAGAGUAAACCAACACAAAAAAAUAACAUUAAGGACAUUUAUAAUUAAUUUGGGCUUACAACUGGCAGAAAAAAGUGGCUAUAAUCAAGACAACUAUAAUGAUACGGUUACAAAUCGGCUGUCAGGACGACAUUUUAUUGCACGUAUACCAUCAACAGCAUCAAAGCAAAAUCCAAGAAGAGUCUGUAAAGUUUGUGCCGAUAAAAUAAAAUAUAUAAGUGGCAAAAGAGGAAGAAAAGAAACUUCGUUUUAUUGCAAACAGUGUGAUACACCGUUAUGUAUUGAGGAUUGUUUUGAAAAAUAUCACACUAUAAAUAAUUAUUGGUUGUAAAUUAAAAUCAUUAUUAGUAUUAACACAUUUUAUAUAGGAAUUUUCAGUA